Gastrolobium bilobum is the source of this 726-nucleotide messenger RNA. RefSeq names its product protein DMP3-like. The record is from RefSeq and is a predicted model, not a curated record. Gene Ontology annotation, biological process: endomembrane system organization. The transcript has a single exon. NCBI's taxonomy places the organism in Eukaryota, Viridiplantae, Streptophyta, Magnoliopsida, Fabales, Fabaceae. Bases 1 to 726 code for a protein of 241 amino acids.
AUGUCAUCAAAGUCAGUUAGACAAAGACCAACACCAACACCCACGAAGCAAGCCUCCACAUCCGACACAUUAUCCGACACAUUAGGUAAUGUUGAGGAGGACAACACCACACCCAGAGGAACAUCACCACAGCAACAACAACAACCACCUAAAUCUAAAUCUAAAUCUAAACCAAAAACAAGACGUGCACUCUCACAAACUCUAUCGUGUACGGCCAACUUGGCCAACCUGCUUCCAACGGGUACACUCCUUGCAUUCCAGAUGCUGACGCCGGUAUUCACCAACAACGGUUUCUGUGACUCGGUGACGCGCCCACUCACCAUGGGGCUCCUCCUCCUUUUGGGACUGUCUUGCUUCGUCGCUUGCUUCACUGACACCGUCAAGACAUCAGACGGACAGGUCUACCAUGGCUUCGCCACCUUCAAUGGACUCUGGCUCUUUGAUUACCCGGACCCGGAUCCAUCUACAUCCGGGCUACCCGACUUGAGGAAGUACAAGGUGAGGUUCAUUGAUUUUGUCCAUGCCCUGUUGUCUGUGCUGGUGUUCUGUGCCGUUGCUCUCAAGGACAAGAAUUUGUUAAGCUGCUUUUACCCAAAGCCAGAGCAUGAAACUCAGGAGGUGCUUGAUAUUGUUCCCGUUGGGAUUGGCCUUAUCUCCGCUUUGCUCUUUGUUGUUUUUCCCACCACCAGGCAUGGGAUUGGCUUCCCUGUUACAUCCGGCAAAUAA